AUGGGCUCGAGCACCGCGUCCGAGACCACGAUCAACACAAGCACCGACAGCGCCAACACGAUGCUCACCAUGGUGACGACGACGGACGGGGAGCAGCCGGACGACAGCUUCGAUCUAAUCGACGUGCCGGCCGAGAUGUCGCCUCCCCCUACGACUUCGUCGUCGCAGCCACCGUCGUCCGGCCACCUGGGACACAACGAUGACGCGGUCGUGAACAGCCGCACGUCCUCGCCGUCGGCGUCACCCACGUCGCCGAUUUCUGUCGCGGGCAAUCAAACCACGCCGCCGUUGCCGACCGCGUCGUCGCCGACGUCACCGUUGUGCGGAUUUGACGGCGCCGACACCGCCGCCGGACCGUCGUCCAGUCGACGAUCGAGACUCGACUCCGGUCAACCCGACGGUAAUCACAAAGCGACGACCUCAGCCAAUCAAGGACACAACGCGUCAACGAGCAGCAACGAGGUCGCGACGGCGCUUCCGCCGCCCACCCCGAUAGUUGGUUCGCAUCAGGAUUCGAGAUUCACGUUCGGCGGCAGCGGCAGAACCCCACCUCUUCCGGAUCUUCGAGCUGCGGAUUUCUUCAGCACACCCGUGAGGGGCUCGGUGGACGCGGGUCAGCCCGAUUCGAUCGACACGCGAUCGUCGAUUCGCAACCUGGUGUCCACCCAGGAAAAGCAGAACACCAGGGGGGGUUAUCAGAUCGAUUACACGACCGGCGGAAAGGUCAACUCGAGUCAGCCGAACGUGUUGGAGAAGAGCGAGCUGAAGCGAAGCCAGAAGAGGCCCAACAUCAAUGUGACGACCAAUCCGCUCGACAUAUCGCUCAUAGGAGCGACCCAACCGUGCAACAGUCAGGGGUGCAACGCCCAGAGCAGCGCGGGCGGAAGUGCCGGCGGCAGCGGCAAGCGAUCGACCCAGGCGACGAUCGUGGUGCAACAGCCGUCUCUGUCGUUGGACGCGCCCGCGGCCACGAUUUUGCUGCAUCCGGACGCCGACGCGAGACGUCGAGAAGAAAACAUGAGGCAGCUACUCGACGUCGCCAACACCCUUACUCUGCAGGAGAUACACGAUUUCGAGAUGAGAUACGGAAGUCCUCAUCACAGCCGCUCGCAAUCGGUGAAGGCCCCCGGCAGUCGCUCUUCUGGCCGACCGAAUUACCUGUGCCUUCCACAACAGAGAUCGCGGGUGGCGAGUAUGCCCAAUACCGGAGUAGAAGAGGAAUACUACAGACUGCGGCACUUCAGCAUUACCGGCAAGGGGGUGGUGAAUCGGGGCGAUUCCCUCAAGAGUCGCAGAUCGCGUUCCAACAACAGCGUAGCGUCCAGCAACUCGAGCACGGAGCAUCUGACCGCUUCGUAUCCGGGAUCGGCGCGGAAUUCAGCGGCGGGCUCGUUGGCGAGCUCGCGGGAGAGCAGCGCGUCCCAGGGCCCGGCGCCGUAUCGCGUCCUCAUGCUGGGCGCCCCCGCCGUCGGCAAGAGCUCGCUGGUGUCGCAAUUCAUGACUUCCGAGUACCUGCACGCCUACGACACUUCGAUCGACGACGAGUCCGGCGAGAAGACCGUCAGCGUGCUGUUGGCCGGCGAGGAAUCGGAAUUGACUUUUAUCGAUCACUCCUGCGCCGAGAUGACGCCGGAAAAUUGCAUCGCGACGUACGAGCCGCACGCGUACUGCGUCGUCUAUUCGACGACGGAUCGCCAGUCGGUGCGCGUCGCAGAAGAGGUUCUCCACUCGUUGUGGCGAAGCGAUCACGUGUCCGCGAGGGCGGUGAUCCUCGUAGGAAACAAGAUCGACCUUGUGCGCAGCCGAUUGGUAUCGACCGAAGAGGGCAAGUCCAUGGCAACGUCCUACGACUGCAAGUUCAUCGAGACAUCGGUCGGCAUCAAUCACAACGUUGACGAGCUGCUGGUCGGGCUGCUCACGCAGAUCCGUCUCAAACUGGAGAACCCGGAGAGGACCAGGGAAAUGUUCCGGAAACGUUCGCGCAAGAAUCGCAGCAAGUCGCCGCUGGGUUCGUGCUCGGAGAACAACUCGCCUAAGAAGUAUCGCGGCAGUCGGACCAGCACCAGCCUGAAGGUGCGCAAUCUGCUCGACAAGGUGUGGGCGCGCGACAGCAAGUCGAAGAGUUGCGAGAAUCUGCACGUGCUUUAAAGCGCCAGCUAUAUCCGGUAAUAUCGAUCAUCCUCACGGACCAGAAUGAUCUGGAACAACAACGAGCCGCGGCGGGGGCAACCCUCCAUUGAAACGUUUUGCCGCUCCGGAGCGGUCGUCGAAAGAACACCGGGGGGGUCAAUGAGGGUGAGCACUCGUCGAGAUGAAGAGAGGACCGAGAUAUCGACCGCGAUACUCUCGAUGCUUCUUCGCGGGAAUGAAGAAGAGGCACGUGCGUGUACUCCAGGCUUUGUAAAUGAGGUAGAGAGCGACCUUUCCAGCGGGCCGCGUUUUUCGACGUCGUUGGCGCGCUGUUAACUCUCUGCAAAGACGAGAUAAUCUCUCGUCCACGCUUCUCGUCGCGUAACGAAGCGUGUGGAAUUCAAUUAUCGAAAACGAUCCCGCCGAAUUUAUUUUUUCGCGUCGUUUUAAUCCCCGCCGCAAGUCCAGCGACAUUAAAAAUUUCAAAAAAAAAAAAAAAAAAAAAAAAAACCAAAUCCC
Molecule: messenger RNA, 2649 nt
Organism: Pseudomyrmex gracilis
Lineage: Eukaryota; Metazoa; Arthropoda; Insecta; Hymenoptera; Formicidae
Product: flocculation protein FLO11-like
Exons: 9
Coding region: 1-2148 (715 amino acids)
Cellular component (GO): plasma membrane
Molecular function (GO): GTPase activity; calcium channel regulator activity; GTP binding
Source: RefSeq, a predicted model, not a curated record